AUGGUCCUACAAAUUCCACGUAUCCUUUCCCAGGCGGUCCCUCGUACUCGCAGGAGCUCCAUCAUACCCACCUGGGCCAGCGCUAGGCGAUCGUUCUCUGCUGAAUUCUCCCCUCAAACCUACGCCCCAGACGCGCAGUAUAGCUCAAAUCAUGUUUCGAAACUCCUUAAAACCUCUAUCCUCUCUGAAUUCUCCGAGCAGGAAGCCAAAGCUCGAAUUGAGUUGGCUGCCUGUUAUCGGCUCUUUGGGCUGAAGGGUUGGAACGAGAACAUUUACGGCCAUUUAACCGCCAAAGUCCACGAAAACGACGGCUCGGAGUCUUUCCUCAUCAAUCCUUUCGGCCUUCUUUACGGCGAAAUCACCGCCAGUAGUCUGAUUAAAGUCGGUGCGGACGGAUCAGUCAAGCACCCUGGAGUUACAGGCGGCUUGUUCGGUAUCAAUGACGCGGGUUUCGUUAUUCACAGUGCAAUCCACAGGGCCCGACCCGAUCUGCAGAGUGUCAUGCACUGCCACUACCCCUCCGCUGCUGGUGUCUCAUCCCUUAAGCAGGGCUUCCUCGAGCUCGCCCAGACCAGUCACCAAGUCGGACCGAUUGCGUAUCACGACUACCAGGGUGUGGUUGUCGAUCGCAAUGAACAAGAGAGCUUAGCAGAGGACAUGGGCGAUAAGAACAUCAUGUUCUUGCGCAACCACGGCGUUAUUACCGCUGGCGCUUCUAUUGGAGCUGCCUGGUACCUUAUGUACCAGCUCCUUGCGGCCACUGACAUUCAGUCCCAUGCCUCUGCUUGUGCUUUGGGAGACGCGGAUAAUCUAAACAUGCCCAGUGACAGGACCGUGAACAAGACCUACGAGGUGAUGCAUAAGAAGGGCUUCUCUGGUGCUGCCUAUGGACUCAAGGAGUUGUCUGCCUAUAUACGCCUGCUGGACAAGCUUGAUGACUCCUACCGCACUUGA
Aspergillus udagawae is the source of this 954-nucleotide messenger RNA. RefSeq lists its product as uncharacterized. The transcript has a single exon. Gene Ontology annotation, molecular function: actin filament binding. NCBI's taxonomy places the organism in Eukaryota, Fungi, Ascomycota, Eurotiomycetes, Eurotiales, Aspergillaceae. The record is from RefSeq and is a predicted model, not a curated record. Bases 1 to 954 code for a protein of 317 amino acids. Gene Ontology annotation, cellular component: cytoskeleton.